Messenger RNA from Salpingoeca rosetta, 823 nucleotides. RefSeq names its product N-acetyltransferase. The transcript has 3 exons. Lineage: Eukaryota; Choanoflagellata; Craspedida; Salpingoecidae. The record is from RefSeq and is a predicted model, not a curated record. Bases 70 to 564 code for a protein of 164 amino acids. Gene Ontology annotation, molecular function: N-acetyltransferase activity.
CUGGAAGAGUGGAUUUUGCGCCACGAACAACGGACGACACAGACAACACUGACACGACCACGACUGACGAUGCCUGUUCGCGCUGCUGAGGCGAAGGAUGCUGGGGCCAUUGUGGACCUGAUCCGCCUUCUGGCCGUCUACGAGAAGGAGGAGGCCCAGAUGAAGAUGACGGAGGAGCAGUUCCGGAAGGAUGGCUUUGAGGAGCCACGGCGCUUCCACUGCUUCGUCGCAGAGAACGACCAGGGCCAGGUGGUCGGCUACGCCCUCUACUUCUUCAUCUACAGCACGUGGGAAGGGGUGAGCAUGUACCUGGAAGAUCUAUUCGUGCGCAAGGAGGAGCGCGGCAAGGGAUAUGGCAUGGCCCUGGUACAGGCCGUAGUGGGCGAGGCGCAGCGCAACAGCUGCGCCCGCCUGCAGUGGCAAGUGAUUGACUGGAACGCGCCCGCGCUGGAGUUCUACAAGAACCGCAUGUUCGCGCGCGAACGCAUGGAGACCGGCGACGCCAAGUGGAUCAACAUGAUCAUGGGCCGCGAGGAGAUGGCAAAGUUCAUGGCAUCGCAGUGACACGCGAACUGGAACACAUGGCAGCGUUACUGCUUUAUGUGCAUGUGUGUGUUUGUGUGUGUCCGUGUCCGUGUCUAUGUGUGUGUGUGUGUCUGUCUGUCUAUCUGUUUGCCUGUCCACGUCUAUGUGUGUGUGUGUGUGUAUCGUUGGCGUUCAACGCACAAGUGUGCGGACAUGAUACUGAACUGGCGACAGCAGUGCCAGGAGUGUAAUGUUUGAGACAACAGUGCACACUUACGCAAAUAAACAAUCUUCCCCU